This is a messenger RNA of Prunus persica (peach), 3233 nucleotides long. Its product is annotated as MDIS1-interacting receptor like kinase 2. Gene Ontology annotation, molecular function: ATP binding; protein binding; protein kinase activity. Lineage: Eukaryota; Viridiplantae; Streptophyta; Magnoliopsida; Rosales; Rosaceae. Bases 110 to 2902 code for a protein of 930 amino acids. The transcript is spliced from 2 exons. The record is from RefSeq and is a predicted model, not a curated record. Gene Ontology annotation, biological process: protein phosphorylation.
UUAAAGUACCAGACUCUUCCUCGAGGCCAAACCAGCUACUUUUGGCAGACGGGUUUCUUGUGCCAUCUCCUGAUUUGCAGUAACCAAGACAUAUUCACAGCUUAAAACCAUGGCAUCCCAAAAAGAGAAACCACUUUCUGCUAAUGUUGCUGCUUCACAGCAUUCAUUUCAAGUCAUCCUAAUGGCUAUUAUUCUCAUGUUGGUUUCUUCUUGUUUAGCACCUUCAGCUUCAGCUGCAGGACCGGAAGCAGAGGCUCUCCUGAAUUGGAAGGCUAGCCUUGACAACACAAGCCUGUCUCUCUUGUCUUCAUGGGUUGGAAACAGCACUUGCAAUUGGGAUGGGAUUGGUUGCAACAAUAUUGGAAGCAUCACUCAGAUAAACCUCACUGGUUCUGGUUUAAGAGGUACACUUCAUUCAUUCAGUUUCUCAUCUUUCCCCAGUCUCCUAAGCCUUAACUUGAGCCAUAACUCAAUUUCUGGAAGAAUCCCAUCAGAAAUAGGUUUUCUGAAAAGUCUUCAAAUCCUUGAUCUUUCUGAAAAUAACCUUAAUGGGUCCAUUCCCCAUGAAGUUGGUUUAUUGGGAAACUUAACCAUUCUUUCUCUUCAUAACAAUGAACUUUCUGGAAAUAUCCCUCUGGAAAUAUGUAUGCUGAAUUCACUCAGUGUGAUUCAUAUAGAGAAAAACAGUCUCACAGGUUCAAUUCCAGAAUCAAUUGGAAACCUGUCAAACUUAACUGUUCUAGCUCUUCAUCGCAACAAUUUCUCUGGCUCAAUUCCUUCAAGCAUAGGAAACCUGACUAGGCUGAAGGAGUUGUACCUGAUGGGUAAUCAAUUAACUGGAACCAUUCCAAAUGAAGUAGGAAAGCUUCAGUUUCUUACCCUUCUAGGGUUGGUAGAUAACAGACUAAAUGGCUCCCUUCCUUUAGAAUUGAGCAAUCUUAAAUUUUUGAAGCACCUGUGGCUGAGUGGCAACAACUUGUCUGGUAAUAUUCCCCCAGAUUUAUGCAGUGGUGGAUUACUUGAAAUGUUUACAGCACAUCACAAUCAGUUGACAGGCCUCAUGCCUACAAGCUUGAGAAACUGCACCAGCUUAGUUAGAUUGAGGCUUGAAAGAAACCAGCUAACAGGAAACAUAAAUGAAGAGUUUGGCAUUUAUCCAAAAUUAGUUUAUGUCGACCUCAGUUAUAACAGAUUCUAUGGAGAACUUUCUGAAAACUGGGGAGAGUGUCAAAACUUACAAAGCUUGAAGCUCAGCAAUAACAGAAUUUCCGGAAGAGUUCCUCAGUUUGAGGGAUCAAUUCAGCUGCAUAUACUUGACCUCUCUUCGAAUAAUCUCACUGGGACAAUCUCAAGGGAACUAGGGAGGUUGACAUCCUUGUUCAACCUUAACCUGGGUGAUAAUAAACUUUCGGGUAGUGUUCCACCAGAAAUUGGAAUGUUAACCGAUCUACAACAACUUAACUUAGCAGCCAAUGAUUUCAAUGGACCAAUUCCAGAACAAUUAGAUGGGUGCAGAGAGUUACUGAACUUGAAUUUGAGCAAAAAUAAAUUCAGUGAGAGCAUUCCUCUUCGGAUGGGAAGCAUGCAUUCUCUUCAAGUUCUUGAUCUUAGUCAAAAUUCCCUGAUGAAGGAAAUACCGCCACAGCUUGGACAAUUGGUAAAGUUGGAAGCAUUGAAUCUCUCCCAUAAUGAGCUCUCUGGUUCAAUCCCAUAUACCUUUGAUAAUAUGUUGAGCUUGACAGUUAUUGACCUAUCCUUCAAUCAUUUGGAGGGUCCUCUUCCCAACAACAAAGCAUUCCUUGAGGCUUCAGCUGUAGCUUUUGUGAAUAACACAGGCCUGUGUGGUAAUGCCACUGGUUUGAACACUUGCCCGUCUGAAACAAGAGGAGGGAAAAAGGGCAGCAAAUCAGUUAUAUUCAUCAUAGUCUUUGUUUUAGCCAUCCUCUUUUUUGCAUUUGUAGUAUUUGGGAUUCUUUGUGUGUGUUGCUAUUCGCAAGAAGCGCAAAAUGAAAACCAAUUCGCAGUUUGGAGCUAUGAUGGAAGAUUGGAGUAUGAAGACAUCAUUGAAGCUACAGAGGAAUUCAACUCCAAAUAUUGUGUAGGAGUGGGAGGGAAUGCAAGUGUUUAUAAAGCUGAGCUGCAAACAGGUCGGAUUGUUGCAGUAAAGAAACUUCACAUUGUACAAGAUAGUGGAGUAGCAAAUUUCAAGGCUUUUGAGAAUGAGGUUCGUACUCUUUCAGAAAUUCGUCACCGCAACAUAUUGAAGCUCUAUGGUUUUUGUUCACAUCCACAACACCCUCUUUUGGUUUACGAUUUCAUAGAAGGGGGGAGCCUGGAAAACAUAUUGACUGACGAAAACCAUGCCUUUAAGUUUGGAUGGAUUGAGAGAGUGAAUGUUGUCAAAGAUGUGGCUAAUGCAUUAUCUUAUAUGCAUCAUGAUUGUUCACCUGCAAUAUUGCAUCGAGACAUAUCGAGCAAGAAUAUCUUGCUGGACUUAGAGUAUGGGGCUUAUGUCUCGGAUUUUGGUACAGCUAAGCUCUUGAAGGCUGACACUUCGAAUUGGACUUCAUUUGCAGGCACAUUUGGAUACAGUGCUCCAGAGUUGGCAUACACAAUGGAAACGAAUGAGAAAUGUGAUGUUUAUAGUUUUGGAGUGGUAGCAUUAGAAGUGAUCAUGGGAAAGCAUCCUGGAGAUCUCAUCUCCUAUUUUUUGUCACUCUCAUUAACAUCAACAGCCCAACCUAUACAACUCAAGGACGUUUUGGACCCCCGCCUCUCACCUCCUGGAAAUCAUGUUGUUGAAAAGGUGGUCACUGUUGUAAACCUUGCAUUUGCUUGCUUGCGAACAAAUCCACAAUCUCGACCAACCAUGCAACAAAUUUCCCAUGAGUUGUUAUUUUGAAGGACUCCUCUGCCAAAGAUAUUAGAAAAGAUUAGCUGAUUAUUCUUGAUGAGGACCUGUGGUAGCUUCUUUGAAUGUAAAUCUGUGUGUAAGAUUUAUCCAAAUCAAAUUACACCCCUCUUCCGCACAUGUUUAAUUUCUAUAAUAGUAGCUCUCAGGAACCUUGGGUUCAAAGUCAAAUCAAUUUUUGAUGCCAGGACUGUGAUACUAACAUACUGAUGAAUUUUUUUCACAUGUAACAAUAAUACAUUGUAGGCAUACGAAGUUCGUGUCAGCCUGUUGUUUGUUAUUACUUGUCUGGAAUAUGAAUUGAAAUAGUCUUCGCUUCUAA